Molecule: messenger RNA, 3122 nt
Organism: Callithrix jacchus (white-tufted-ear marmoset)
Lineage: Eukaryota; Metazoa; Chordata; Mammalia; Primates; Cebidae
Gene: SDCCAG8
Product: SHH signaling and ciliogenesis regulator SDCCAG8
Biological process (GO): tube formation; centrosome cycle; neuron migration
Cellular component (GO): centrosome; centriole
Source: RefSeq, a predicted model, not a curated record
AUGGAGGCGGGACUAAACCAGGCUGGGCUGCAGGAAAAAGGGCGGGGCCUGGAAACCUGUCUCUUGGCAACAGGCUGUGGCCGCCAAACCGUCCAAGCUAGAGCCUGUGGCGCGGUGGUCUCUGGGAAUUGUAGUGUAGCUGGAAGGCUCUCAGAAUUGUCAAGCUUGCAGGCUCUGCACCUGAGGACUACAACUCCCGACGUCCACCGGGAGGGCCAGUGGGUGGGAAUAGCCCCCAAGAGCUCCGUGCGGGAUUCUAGGCUCCCCUGUGACAGCCGCGGCAGGAAGGGGGCGGGCGCUCCCCGGCCACGGGCCUGUUGUUCUCGGAAGCGAGAAAGCUGGACAUUUCCCCCCGUAACUCCCAGCUCUGGGCCUAGAGUGUGCAUGGCGAAGUCCCCGGAGAACUCUACCCUGGAGGAGAUUCUGGGGCAGUAUCAACGGAGUCUCCGGGAACGUGCCAGUCGAAGCAUUCACCAACUGAAAUGUGCCCUGAGAGAAGGUGACGUCACUAUUGGAGAAGAGGCACCAAAGCCUUCCUUUAGCACCAGUGCAGGAAAUGAGGAUGCCAGGACAGCUUGGCUCGAAUUGCAGCAGAGCCAUGCUGUUAAUCAGCUCAAAGAUUUGUUGCGCCAACAAGCCGAUAAGGAAAGUGAAGUAUCUCCGUCAAGAAGAAAAAAGAUGUCCCCUUUGGGGUCAUCAGAACAUGAGGAAACCAGUAUGCCUACUAUGUCCAACCUCGUUCCUAUCAUUAAUGACCAGUCUCAAUAUAUUCAGCAUUUAGAGGCGGAAGUUAAGUUCUGCAAGGAGGAACUCUUUGUCAUGAAAAAUAGAAUACAAGUAAUUGUAUUUGAAAAUGAAAGGCUCCAGCAAGAGCUGAAAUCUCAAAGACAAGAGGAGACAAUGAGGGAACAAACACUUCUGGAUGCAUCUGGAAACAUGCAGAAUUCUUGCAUUGCAACAGGUGAAGAUUCUGGGGUGGGCGACACUGCCAAAAGACCAUUUUCUUAUGACAAUGCAGAUUCUGGGAAAGCUGCAUCUGCUGGUGAGCAGCUAGAACUGGAGAAACUAAAACUUACCUAUGAAGAAAAGUAUGAAACUCUGGAAUCCCAGUUGAAGUUUUUGAGGAAAGACUUAGCUGAAUAUCAGAAAACUUGUGAAGAUCUUAAAGAGCAACUAAAGCAUAAAGAGUUUCUUCUGGCUGCUAAUACUUCUAACCGUGUUGGGGGUCUUUGUUUGAAAUGUGCUCAGCAUGAAGCUGUUCUUUCCCAAACCCAUAGUAAUGUUCACAUGCAGACCAUUGAAAGACUGAUUAAAGAAAGAGAUGACUUGAUGUCUGCACUAGUUUCUGUAAGGAGCAGCUUGGCAGAAACGCAGCAAAGGGAAGCAAGUGCUUAUGAACAGGUGAAACAAGUUUGGCAAAUAUCUGAGGAAGCCAAUUUUGAAAAAACCAAGCAGGCUUUAAUCCAGUGUGACCAGUUGAGGAACGAGCUGGAGAGGCAGGCAGAGCGACUGGAAAAAGAACUUGCAUCUCAGCAAGAGAAGAGGGCCGUUGAGAAAGAUAUGAUGAAAAAGGAAAUCACAAAAGAAAGGGAGGACAUGGGAUCAAAGAUGUUGCUCCUGUCUCAGAAUAUUGCCCAACUGGAGGCCCAGGUGGAAAAGAUUACAAAGGAAAAGAUUUCAGCUGUUAAUCAACUAGAGGAAAUUCAAGGUCAGCUUGCCUCUCGGGAAAUGGAUGUCACAAAGGUGUGUGGAGAAAUGCGCUAUCAGCUGAAUAAAACCAACAUGGAGAAAGACGAGGCAGAAAAGGAGCACAGAGAGUACAGAGCAAAAACUAACAGAGAUCUUGAAAUUAAAGAUCAGGAAAUAGAGAAAUUGAGAACAGAACUGAGUGAAAGCAAGCAGCGCUUGGAACAGGAGCAGCAGAAGGCAGCCCGGGCCAGAGAGGAGUGCCUGAAACUAACAGAACUGCUGGGCGAAUCCGAGCACCAACUGCACCUCACCAGACAGGAAAAAGAUAGCAUUCAGCAGAGCUUUAGCAAGGAAGCAAAGGCCCAAGCCCUUCAGGCCCAGCAAAGAGAGCAGGAGCUGACACAGAAGAUACAGCAAAUGGAGGCCCAGCAUGACAAAACUGAAAAUGAACAGUAUCUGUUGCUGACCUCCCAGAAUACAUUCUUGACAAAGUUAAAGGAAGAAUGCUGUACAUUAGCCAAGAAACUGGAACAAAUCUCUCAAAAAAGCAGAUCUGAAAUAGCUCAACUCAGUCAAGAAAAAAGGUAUACAUACGACAAAUUGGAAAAGUUACAGAGAAGAAAUGAUGAAUUGGAGGAACAGUGCGUCCAGCAUGGGAGAGUACAUGAGACAAUGAGGCAAAGGCUAAGGCAGCUGGAUAAGCACAGCCAGGCCACAGCCCAGCAGCUGGUGCAGCUCCUCAACAAGCAAAACCAGCUUCUCCUGGAGAGGCAGAGCCUGUCGGAAGAGGUGGACCGUCUGCGAACCCAGGACUCAUAGAAGAGAGCCGAAAACAAGCAGGGGCCGCAGAGACACAGGCGAUGAUGAAGGGAGGAAAGGCCCAUUGCCACCGGAAGCUGAGGGAGAAGGAGGCUGUAGAGAAGUGACAGCUCUGGGACAGCAGGGCUCCCUGCUGAGACAGGCCUGCCUGCAAGGCCGAGCUGCUGCCGGCUGCCCAUGCUAGGCCUUGGAGGUGGCACCUGAUUUACUGUGGUCCUUCCGGGAGCCCUGGGGGCCUUGCCCAGCUGACUUAGGAGUUACCACAAAGUUAGCUACCUGUAAGACAGAUGGUGCUUGAAUAGAACAGCAAAUACACUGAAUAAAAUAAAUUAGAAAGCCUCCUCCUGAACCAAGAUUUUUUGGAAAGAAUUCUAAAUAGAUGAAAACAAACAAUUUGAUUUCAACCAAAUUGUUGUUUUUUUGUUUUUAUCCUGAUUUUCACCCGAAUUGUCAGGCUCCAGAAUAAACACUGAUACAUUCCCAGAAAAUAUUUUUCAAAUAAAAACUGACUCUGUUAAAGUUUGCCCUGAUUCUUUCAAAACUGUGUACAAGACACUGUCAACCAAAGUGACUUGCAUAUUUUUUUAAAUAAACUUGAACAUAUGCAGCUAAAA